Metopolophium dirhodum (rose-grain aphid) is the source of this 660-nucleotide messenger RNA. RefSeq lists its product as uncharacterized. NCBI's taxonomy places the organism in Eukaryota, Metazoa, Arthropoda, Insecta, Hemiptera, Aphididae. Bases 1 to 660 code for a protein of 219 amino acids. The record is from RefSeq and is a predicted model, not a curated record. The transcript has a single exon.
AUGGAUAUAACUAAUAGAAGUAAUUGUAAAAUCGAGUUAUUUUUAACAGAUAGACAUAAAUGUAUACGUGCAUUUAUCCGUACACAGCAUCCAGAUAUUAAACAUGAAUUCGAUAUUUGGCAUUUAAGUAAGAGUUUAAUGAAAAGAUUAAAACCACUCGAAAAGAAAUAUCCUGAUACUUUUUUAUGGAAAUCGUCAAUUAACAAUCAUAUUUGGUGGUCAGCACAGACAAGUGUAGGAGAUGAAGAAAAACUCAUUGAUAAAUUUACAUCUAUAUUAAAACACAUAUCAAAUGAGCAUGAGUGGGAAGAUAAUGGUGAAAAAAAGAGAUGCGAGAAUGAAAAAUUAAAUGAAAAUGAAAUACGAAAUAAAAUGUGGAUAGACCCAGAAAGCGAAUCAUAUUACGCUUUGAAAAAAAUUAUCAUGACAAAAGACUUUUUAAAGGAUUUGACACAUGCUACUCAUUUUGUACAUACUGGUAGAUUGGAGUCGUAUCACAAUUUACGAUUAAAAUAUAUGCCAAAACGUAUAUACUUAAAAUACAAAGGUAUGUAUAUGAGAAGUAUCAUUGCUAUACUAGAUCAUAAUAACAAUGUAAAUAAAAAGGAAGUCGGAGAGAAAAUAGUAUUUUCCAAACCAGCCAGUAGAUAUGUCAUAUAA